Molecule: messenger RNA, 4082 nt
Organism: Ictalurus punctatus (channel catfish)
Lineage: Eukaryota; Metazoa; Chordata; Actinopteri; Siluriformes; Ictaluridae
Gene: enc3
Product: ectodermal-neural cortex 3
Exons: 3
Coding region: 181-1950 (589 amino acids)
Molecular function (GO): protein binding
Source: RefSeq, a predicted model, not a curated record
ACACAGCUGUGCGCGCAGAGGAACUGACACUCUUCUUCAGCCGAGACAGGAACUGUGUCCUUCUCCUUCCACACCAGGAAGAGUCAUGUUCGCAGAAAACACGACGCUAAACCUGUAAAUAUUUCUACUGCGACUGUAAAAGUUUGACCGCGACGAGAAGAAACAAGAAUUUAUUCAGAGAUGUCUGUGAGUAGCCACGAAAACCGCAAAUCCAGGUCGAGCUCCGGCUCCAUGAACAUCCACCUGUUCCACAAAACAUCACAUGCUGACAGUCUGCUUACUCAAUUGAAUCUUCUGCGCAAACGCUGUGUCUUCACGGAUGUUGUGCUCCGGGCCGGAAAUCGAGGUUUCCCGUGUCAUCGGGCCGUCCUAGCCUCCUGUAGCCGCUACUUUGAAGCCAUGUUUAACGGCGGACUCAAAGAGUCCCGAGACGCGGAAGUCAACUUCCACGACUCGUUGCACCCGGAGGUCCUGGAGCUCCUCUUGGACUACGCAUACUCCGCCCGCAUCAUCAUCAAUGAGGAGAAUGCUGAGUCAUUGCUUGAGGCCGGAGACAUGCUGCAGUUCCACGACAUCCGAGAUGCCUCGGCAGAGUUCCUAGAGAAGAACUUGCACCCGUCGAACUGCCUUGGGAUGAUGCUCCUCUCUGAUGCACAUCAAUGCCAAAGGCUUUACGAGCUCUCCUGGCGCAUGUGCCUGGCGAAUUUCGCUACCCUUUACCGCACCGAGGACUUUCUGAACCUCCCGAAAUUUCAAGUACAGGAGCUGAUCUUCAGUGAGGAGCUCGAGGUGGAGGAUGAGAGCGUAGUGUAUGAGGCAGUUAUAGACUGGGUGAAAGCUGAUAUUGGAAGGAGAAUCUCCGACUUGCCUGAGCUAUUGCGCUGUGUCCGUUUAGCGCUUCUUCCAGAGACCUACCUGCUCAAAAGCGUUGUCACUGAAGAACUCAUCAUGGGAGAUAAAGUGUGUCGAGAGAUUGUCGAAGAUGCCGUAAGAUGCAAGAUGAAGAUCCUCCAGAAUGAUGGUGUGGUCACUGGUUUCUGUGCUCGACCCAGGAAAGUCAGCCAAGCGCUACUUCUUCUGGGAGGCCAGACUUUUAUGUGUGAUAAAGUGUACAUGAUAGACAACAAAACAAAGGAGAUCAUGCUCAAAACUGACCUUCCCAGUCCUCGAAAAGAGUGCAGCGCCUGCGCUAUUGGCUGUAAAGUUUACGUCACAGGAGGCAGAGGCUCUGAAAAUGGUGCUUCUAAAGAUGUCUGGGUCUAUGAUACUUUACAUGACGAAUGGUCCAAGGCUGCGCCGAUGCUUGUAGCCAGAUUUGGACAUGGCUCGGCCGAACUGGACCAUGUCCUGUAUGUUGUAGGAGGCCACACUUCUUUGUCAGGCUCAUUUCCUGCCUCUCCAUCAGUCUCGCUCAAACAGGUAGAACAGUACAGCCCACAAUCUAACAAAUGGACUCUAGUUGCACCUCUUCGGGAAGGUGUGAGCAAUGCUGCGGUCGUAGGAGCUAAAAACAAGCUCUUUGCUUUUGGUGGAACCAGUGUCAACAGGGACAAGUACCCCAAGGUGCAAUGUUUUGACCCCUGCGAGAACAGGUGGACGGUGCCAGCCGCUUGUCCUCAGCUUUGGCGUUACACAGCAGCAGCAGCUGUUGGCAAUCACAUCGUGGUCAUCGGCGGAGAUACAGAGUUCUCGGCAGGCUCGGCGUAUCGGUUCAACAGCGAAACAUAUCAGUGGACUAAAUUCAUUGAUGUCACAGCCAAAAGGAUCAGCUGCCAUGCUGUAGCCUCGGGGAACCGACUCUAUGUGGUGGGGGGGUAUUGCGGCGCUCAGAGGUGUAAAACUCUGGACUGUUACGACCCCUCGACUGACUCUUGGGAAAGUGUGACUAGCGUCCCGUAUUCCCUCAUUCCCACUGCGUUUGUUAGCACCUGGAGAUACCUGCCAUCCUGAACGUGACAACCGGUUUGAUGUCCAGUGUCGUGAGGAAUGCAGGGGAAUGUGUCCUCUCGUUGGCUGAGGAAUGCAGGGGGUGGGGGGAAAGAAAACACAGAAAAAGAAAGAACGAAUGAAAGGAAGGAAGAAAGACAGACAGAAGCCUGCUGAGGAAUAAAAGAAAGGUACAAGAAAGGAGCACUUGCCAAUUCGCAAAGGAAAAAGUAGAGAGUUCGGCAUGUAGGCGAUAAAUCAAGAGUGGACUUUUUCUUCAACUCUAAAUUAAAUCUGAAAGACUGUAAGCUCUGCACACACACAUCAAACCCUGCCCUGUUAUUCCCUCUUUUUUCACCUCCUUUGAUUUUCAAGGAGGGUUUUGGUUUUCACUCUGAGAAUUUGACGCUAAAACGAACUGGAGAAACACUGUGUUAGAUGUUGGUUUAACCUCGAAGGUUCGGGAUUUAGCCUGAAACAACACACUGGUUAUCAGGACGAGGAAGCUGCGGCUCAGCUCGGUGUUUAAAACACAACUCGCUGUCAGCUGGCUGAGUUAAUGAGUGAUGUAUUAAAACUGUCGCGCCCUGUGCGGAUCUUUUUUGUUGUUGAGAAAGGAGAUAUAAAUGCCUGGAUACACAACACAUACACGUUUAAUUAUCCUGGCUGUCGUAUAUUUAACAUAUUGCUAAAUAUUGUGUGUUCAGGGAGCUCGAUGAAUCAUAUGAAGGCUCCUCUUCGCACCGUUUUUGUGUGGAUCAAACGACUUUCAGACUACUUUUAAAACUGAAUAUUUAACUUUUGUGUUUGAUAAGCUGACCGUAGGAAAAAUGUACUACUUUAUUGUCAUUUUUUUUGUCACUUGCAUAUUGUUGUAGCAUUGUUUGUCCAUUAUUGUACUAUACAUAAUGUAGCCUACAAUUAAUAUAGAUUUUGUAUAUGUUAAUGUAGCUUUUUAUGUUAUUUUUAUGUUAAUGGUUUAACACUGUCAGAUAGAAUGAAUGAUUUUCUCCCAUCUGUCGUUUCAGAUAAAAUCUACACUAGAGCUGGGUGAUAUGAUUAUAUAAUAUCGAUAUUGCGUAGAGACACCAGUUUAGCUAAAAUUGACGCUAAAACAUCCCAUAACUUACGCAGACAUAAGCUACUGAAUAUUUUGGCUGAUUUCAGGUUUAAAAAAAACAUUUAUUAAAUUAAGGCUACCCUAUUUUUAUACCAAUAAAGCUAAAAAGACAAAUUUAUAUAAUGUCAAAAAAAUUACUUAUGUUUUUCUGCUUUCGUAAGAAAUGCUGUUCCAAAAACGAAUCAUCGUGAACCGUAUUAAGUAUCGUGAUGUGAUAUUUGUGCCAUGUCACCUAGCCCUAAUCUGCACUGUGCUAUAAAUCAUCCUUUUGUGAACUUCUGCUAUCUUAAGAUGUUUUUUACUCUAAUGUUCAUAAAUGUUACUGGCUUAAACUUGUUCCUCAGUAAAGAGACAUUGUUGGCAAUAUAAAAAAACAAACUGUCUUCGUUUCUGUCCUGUGUGUGACAUCAUUUAAGCUGUUGGAUUCUUUAGGUGUCCAUCAUAUCCUGUGGUGACUCACUGACUGAGGGGUUUAACACUCCCUAAUUUAACACAUCUGACUCAACAAGCCCUUCAGGAGUGCAAUUUGUUGUUUUAAAAAAGAAUACCUCCGAGCUAAAUGCUCAAGUCACGUCUAGUUCGUGUUCUUGCUGGAAAGUCCGUCCAAAUGCUAGAACCAGAGCUGAUUUAAACGAUCAUACGCAAAGGUGUAGUCAAUGACUGAACUGUAAAUGUGUUUCUGUUUGUAAAGGAAAAUGGCCAGGGUUAAAGUUUGUGCAGAGGUGCCAAUAUUUACAGUUUAGCCGUAGCAUUUGGAGCAGUGGGGUGGCGACGCUACCUGUUGUCAGUGGUAUGUAUUAUGAAAGGAUGCUAAUAAAUGAACAGUAAUCAGUGACUGGGUGGCGUGAUGAAGCGGGGUUACAAGACAGUUUAAUUCCUGCAAUAUGCCAACGAUUACAAUUUUUAUUUAUUAAAGGAUGAAAACUUGUAUUGUUUAUCUGUUUAUAAUUGAAUCGAAUGUUAGGGAAUGUCUGUGAAACAAGUUAGUUUCUGUUCUCGCUUAUGUUAUAGCAGCAUUAAACAUUUGUUCGCCUCU